Molecule: messenger RNA, 1775 nt
Organism: Larimichthys crocea (large yellow croaker)
Lineage: Eukaryota; Metazoa; Chordata; Actinopteri; Sciaenidae
Gene: fgf8a
Product: fibroblast growth factor 8a
Exons: 5
Coding region: 682-1323 (213 amino acids)
Molecular function (GO): growth factor activity
Source: RefSeq, a predicted model, not a curated record
GGCUGGGGCUGUCCGCUUUUGUUCUGCAGAAAAAGGGGGCUUGUUCUUAGCAGAUCAGCCUGCCAUUUUUAACCGGGGGUGUGUGAGCGCCGAGCGAGUGGCUUUGACACGGGAGUGGUGUGUGUGUGAUGGGAACAGAGAGAGGAGAGAAGGAGCGUCCUGUCUGCAGUCGUGCAACAACCGAGCGGAGCAGCAGCAGCAUCGAGUCACUGCGAGAGCACUGAGGAGCCCGAGCCUCACGCACACACUCACCUGAAGGAGUACCGCAGGGAUUACAAAGCAGGAGGGACAGCCUGACAGCACGGCUCAACUUAUUUAUCAAAUAUCAGAAGAAGAAAAUCCCGCAGCGCCCUUUUCCAAAACUUAACGCACAGCUUCGCUUCUGCAAGUGCACUUAGACUCUGCGCAGCCUUCUGACAGACACACACAGCCUGUGUUUGGAUGAGAAACUCUUAAUAAUCACACACGUUCAGACGUUUGAGUGAAGCCCAGCUCGUCUCUGAUGGAUUUGAUAAAGAAUGUGUCCGCCGUGCGCGCGUGAGCCUCCCUGUCAGCACCUCUGACCUGUCUGUGUGGAUUUCGGCUGAAAAUCUUUGGACCUGAUUGUUUGACUGAGAUCAUCUUUGGACUCUGCAGCUCUGAUCAGAAUCAAAGUGGAAGAGCUUUCCACCUCCAUCCAUCAUGCGACCCAUCCCAUCCAGACUCAGCUAUCUGUUUCUACACUUAUUUGCAUUCUGCUACUAUGCUCAGGUAACCAAUCAGUCCCCGCCUAAUUUCACGCAGCAUGUAAGCGAGCAGAGCAAAGUGACGGACCGCGUGAGCCGCAGGUUGAUCCGGAUCUACCAGCUGUACAGCCGGACCAGCGGCAAACAUGUGCAGGUCCUGCCCAACAAGAAGAUCAACGCCAUGGCCGACGAUGGAGAUGUGCAUGCUAAACUCAUCGUGGAGACGGACACGUUUGGGAGCCGUGUGCGCAUCAAGGGAGCUGAGACGGGCUUCUACAUCUGCAUGAACAAGAGGGGCAAGCUCAUCGGCAAGAAAAAUGGACAAGGCCGUGACUGUAUCUUCACUGAGAUUGUUCUGGAGAACAACUACACAGCGCUGAGGAACGCCCGCUACGAGAGCUGGUACAUGGCCUUCACCCGCCGCGGGCGGCCACGAAAAGGCUCACGGACGCGCCAGCACCAGCGCGAAGUCCAUUUCAUGAAGAGGCUGCCGAAGGGGCAGCAGCCCGCCCACUCGAGCAACCACCGUCCUUUCGACUUCAUCCACUACCCUUUCAAUCAAAGGACUAAACGUACGAGAUACUCGUCAGAGCGCUGAGGAGGGGGAGGAAGAUAGAAAAGACAGAGGGAAAGAGGAGAAACUGACAGACUGACUGAAUUACCAGCAGCCAAAACACUCCUCUCUCCAAAAAAGAAAAACCUCUAGAGACAUUUUUAUACUGAGCAUUACUAUAUCUUAAUGUGUAGUUUGAUUUCUAUUUUUCUCAAAGUAAAAAAAAAAUAGACAAAAAAAUAUGAGAAAUCUAUUUUUGUACUCCAGACUUAGUAUUGAUCUGUGUAAAAAAACAAAACAAAAAGAAAAGUUUGUUUUUAGAUGCACAUAACUCAUUGUCUGACUUAUCGGGGACUUCUUAGUAGAGUGUUGUUUUUGUUUUUCUUUCAUUUUGACCAGUGGAGUCAUUUUUUUUGGACUCUCGCCUGCUGCUCAAGGAGACUUGAAGGGCCCUGGUUGACCGCACUGCCAGGGAACGCUGCGUUCAGAGACACAAA